UCUUUUAAAUGAGCAGACAUUCGUUCUAAUGAUAACGGAAUCAUCAUGAAAGUCAAAGUUAUCGGACUAAUUUUAAUCAGACAACAACCCGUUGAGUCAAAAUAGUCGUGGGGACAGUUACUUUUCAGCUCUUUGGCCUGCCUUUGCCUCUGUCACCCCUCAGUUUGCCGCUGCGUGAUGGGGAAAAGCAGGGUAUUUAUAAGAAUGGAUGCACUGUUUCCUUGCCAGAUUCCUUAUUGCUGUAACUCAUGAACCUGCAUAGUCUUGGGAAUGAACCUAUGUUCAAUGAUGACAAACCUGUCACCAGUGUAGCAACAACAGUCUAACAGCAAAAACAAAAAUUAAAAAGCAUUUAAAUUUAUAUCCCACAAAGAAGCCAUUGUAAUCAACAACUGCUGCAUUAUUUUUCCAAGAUGAACCGGUAUACAACCAUGCGACAGCUAGGAGACGGCACCUAUGGGAGUGUGCUAAUGGGCAAGAGUAAUGAAUCUGGGGAACUGGUGGCCAUCAAAAGGAUGAAGAGAAAGUUCUAUUCUUGGGAUGAAUGCAUGAACUUGAGAGAAGUUAAGUCUCUGAAGAAACUUAAUCAUGCCAAUGUGAUUAAACUAAAAGAAGUUAUCAGAGAAAAUGACCAUCUUUAUUUUAUAUUUGAAUAUAUGAAAGAAAACCUCUAUCAAUUAAUGAAAGACAGGAACAAGUUGUUCCCUGAGUCAGUCAUCAGGAAUAUUAUGUAUCAAAUAUUGCAAGGGCUGGCAUUUAUCCAUAAACAUGGUUUUUUUCAUAGGGAUAUGAAACCAGAAAACUUGCUUUGUAUGGGUCCAGAACUUGUGAAAAUUGCUGAUUUUGGUCUUGCAAGGGAAUUAAGGUCACAGCCACCAUACACUGAUUAUGUGUCAACCCGAUGGUAUCGUGCUCCUGAAGUUUUAUUAAGAUCUUCAGUUUACAGCUCUCCCAUUGAUUUGUGGGCUGUUGGGAGUAUAAUGGCUGAACUAUAUACAUUAAGACCACUUUUCCCAGGGACAAGUGAGGUUGAUGAAAUCUUUAAAAUUUGCCAAGUUUUAGGGACUCCAAAAAAAAGUGACUGGCCAGAAGGGUACCAGCUUGCAUCUGCGAUGAAUUUCCGUUUUCCCCAGUGUGUUCCUAUAAACUUAAAAACUCUUAUUCCAAAUGCCAGUAAUGAAGCUAUUCAGCUUAUGACUGAAAUGUUGAAUUGGAAUCCAAAGAAACGACCAACAGCAAGCCAGGCAUUGAAACACCCAUAUUUUCAAGUUGGUCAAGUAUUAGGCCCUUCCUCACGUCAUCUGGAAACAAAACAAUCUGUAAAUAAGCAGGUACAACUGCUAGAAUUGAAGCCAUCUUUAAUUGAGCUAGAACCUACCCCUCUGCCAGAUGUAAAUGAUCAGACUGCUGGACAGCCCCAGCCAAAAUUUGGCCACCAGCCACUGCAGUUCAUCCAGCCUCCACAGAACACGAGUGUCCAGAAAGCGCCAAAGCAGCAGAGCCAACAGAAACAGCCUCAGACACUAUUUCCAAGUAUCAUCAAAAACAUGCCAACUAAGCCAAAUAGCACGCUGGGGCAUAAAAGCGCUAGGAGGCGUUGGGGUCAGACUGUGUUCAAGUCUGGAGAUAGUUUGGAAGAGUUUGAGGACUGUGACUUUGGAACCUCCCCUUCCAAGAAGUCAAGCAUGAAUGUUUUCAAAGAAAAGAGGAGAAAAGAUUCUCCAUUUCGGCUUCCAGAGUCAGUACCGUCAGGCUCCAACCACUUACCAGGAGAAAACAAGAGCUUACCUACUGCUAUUUCCCUAAAAUCUGAUUCUGAAUUGUCAACAGCUUCAACAGCUAAACAAUACUACUUAAAACAAUCAAGAUAUCUUCCAGGUGUAAAUCCUAAGAACGUGUCCUUCAUAGCCAGUGGAAAGGAUAUGAGCCCGUAUACUUGGAACAAUCAGUUAUUUCCUAAGUCAUUGGGACCCAUUGGUGCAGAACUUGCUUUCAAAAGGCAUAAUGCAGAAGAAAGCAUAAUUAAACCAAUUGAAAAACUAUCAUGCAGUGAAAGUUAUCCUGAAAAAUUAGAGGACCUACAAGGAAAUCUUGGAAAUUAUGCAACUUACAGUCCGUCGAGAUAUAUUCCUUCCUUUCUCAAAAAAGAAGUGGGGUCAGCUGGUCAGAGGAUCCACUUAGCACCUCUUGGUGCAACAGCUUCAGAUUUUCCUACAGAUGGUGAUAGGAGGAAAGCCGAGGUUAGCAGCACACCAGGACCCACAUGCUCCCAUAACUUCCUCCUACAUUCCCAAUUUUACAGUGAAAGUACAAAGAAAAAACAGAAUAUACCUGGAACACAAAAACUGGUCGGGGGAAAUGUUCAGGACCUACUUACAAUCCUACAGCCAAGAAUCUAAAUGUUGUGAACCGUGCACAGCCAGUUCCCUCAGUGCAUGGGAGGACGGACUGGGUGGCCAAGUACGGAGGCCACCGGUAGGAGCGGUGCAACAGCCCCCGGGAAACGUCUGCAGAUGUCUGCUACUGAGUUCUGGAAGACAGAUGUAAUAGUGGGCACUUUGAAGAGCAAAAAUCAUCCCCUAUUUUCUUUCCUAGAAAUGAAAUGCAUUUUAUUGGCUUCACUGCCCAUGUAUGGGUAGGACCGACAUUUAGUUAGGACUUUACAAAGUAUUGAAUAAACUAUUUGCCAAAGUAUCAAGUAUUUGAUGUACAAAUUAAUAGAUACUAAGUACAAGAAGCUUUUGUUAAAAAUGCAUCCUGAAGUGUUUAGUGUUUUAGUUUUCAUGUGUUGUAUAUUUGCAUAAACUACUUCAUAUUUCAUCAUUUGGCCUCAGAGGUUUUGUUAUGUUUUUUUUAUAGCAAUUAGGUAGGCCAUGGAUGAUGCGGGCUGUCAGUUAUAGUUCUUAUUGGCCAAGACUCUGCUC
This is a messenger RNA of Phyllostomus discolor (pale spear-nosed bat), 2924 nucleotides long. It is a transcript of the gene MAK, whose product is annotated as male germ cell associated kinase. NCBI's taxonomy places the organism in Eukaryota, Metazoa, Chordata, Mammalia, Chiroptera, Phyllostomidae. Gene Ontology annotation, cellular component: cytoplasm; nucleus; cilium. Bases 414 to 2399 code for a protein of 661 amino acids. Gene Ontology annotation, biological process: protein phosphorylation; intracellular signal transduction; intraciliary transport. The transcript has 17 exons. The record is from RefSeq and is a predicted model, not a curated record. Gene Ontology annotation, molecular function: ATP binding; protein serine/threonine kinase activity.